AUGGCAAGAUUAAUAAAAGAAGUUAAACCACAAAAUAACCAGCCAUUGGUCAACCAAGCACAACCAACCAAAGUUAUUAAGUGUGAAGUAAAAAGGGGAAAAUUAGUAACCCAAUUAGACGACGGAAGAGAAGUAAUUAUUGCGGUUAACUUGCUAACUAAAUAUGGAAUAUUAGAAGAAAAUACCAAGUCUGAGCAACUAAAAAAAUAUGAAUUACAAAACGAAGGAAAGUAUAUUCACUUUACCGAAACUGAUGAAAUAUUACCAGCUCGGAUAAUUAGUAAAGGAAUAUUUGCUCCUUGUGAGGAAGGGAGAGAAUAA
Funneliformis geosporum is the source of this 321-nucleotide messenger RNA. The record is from the annotation of a GenBank genome assembly. Lineage: Eukaryota; Fungi; Glomeromycota; Glomeromycetes; Glomerales; Glomeraceae.